Miscanthus lutarioriparius is the source of this 852-nucleotide messenger RNA. Lineage: Eukaryota; Viridiplantae; Streptophyta; Magnoliopsida; Poales; Poaceae. The record is from the annotation of a GenBank genome assembly.
AUGGAGCUGACGCGUCCUCGCGAUUCCGUGGCUAUGCUCCUCGCCGUCCUCGUCGUCUCGGCGGCCGUGGUGCGCUCCGACGGCGCCCUCUGCGACAAGUCCGACAAGGCAGCCUUGCUCGCCGUGAAGUCGGCGCUGGGCAACCCUCCGGCGCUCUCCGGCUGGAACUCCACCGUCGCCUGCUGCUCCUGGGAGGGCAUCUCCUGCAACGCCACCACGGGCCGGGUCACCGAGCUGACCGUCUUCGCGCUCAACAUCUCGGCGCCGGUUCCGGACGCCAUCGCCAACCUCACCGCGCUGCAGACCGUCAACUUCGCCUACAACCGCCUCUACGGCAGCAUCCCGGCGUUCCUGGGCCCGCACGCGCUCCCGGACCUCACCUUCCUCCGGCUCGACGGCAACCGCGUCACCGGCACCAUCCCGCCCACGGCCACCGUCUUCGCCCUCAGCCUCGUGGGCAACCGCCUCACGGGGCCGCUCCCGGCCACCUUCGGCAGCGCCAACUUCGGCGACGUGGACCUCACCGACAACCAGUUGACGGGCGACGCGUCGAUGCUGUUCGGCGCCAAGAAGCAGCUGAACGCGCUGCACCUGUCGCGCAACCGGUUCAAGUUCGACCUCGGCCGCGUGGAGCUGCCGGAGGCGAUGGACAUCCUGGAGAUCGACCACAACUUGGUGUACGGGAGCAUCCCUGCGGCCGCGGCGGCGAGGAAGUGGCUGGCGUUCGACGUCAGCUACAACCAGCUGUGCGGGCCCAUACCGCAGGGGCGGUACACGCACAGGUUUGGGGCCAAGCACUUCGCCGGCAACAAAUGCCUCUGCGACCGCCCGCUCCCGCCGUGCAAGAGCUAG